This is a messenger RNA of Bombus impatiens (common eastern bumble bee), 4829 nucleotides long. RefSeq names its product scavenger receptor class B member 1 (gene dsb). The coding region runs from base 1533 to 3257 and encodes 574 amino acids. Gene Ontology annotation, molecular function: scavenger receptor activity. Gene Ontology annotation, cellular component: membrane; cytoplasm. The transcript is spliced from 10 exons. Lineage: Eukaryota; Metazoa; Arthropoda; Insecta; Hymenoptera; Apidae. The record is from RefSeq and is a predicted model, not a curated record.
CUAUCUCCUCAUUCACCUCGCGAUUCGACAGGAUCGAAGAACACGCGCGCGUAUCUUUCCAACAUUCGUCUUCGAGCUGUCAAACUUUCGGAAAUCGACGAUCCUUCGUUCGAUUCUAUAUCUUUUCACGUUCGUGCGGCGAAUCUUCGUCGAGGAAGAGGUCGAACCGUUCUCAGAAUUUUCCAAAUUUUGUCCCGCCAAAGUGAUGGAUUGGGCAAAAGUCCGCCUGUUCGACGUUGCUACACACAGGAAGAUUGGAUUUUGAUAUUUCUACCUUGGCCUCGCACAAGCAAGUGUAGGGAGUAAGAUAUGAAAUUUUGAACAGUAAAAAUAAAAGAUAAGAGUUUGCAAUAUAAUGCAAGAUACAAAACUCGACCGCCUCCCUUCCUUUGGUCGCUAAUCGCUGCAGAAAAAUCACGUGCCAUCGCCACUUCGAGGCUCACGAUUAGUCGUAUGCUACCUGGUUGGAAGCUUCGCCUUUGGUACUCAAGUUUCUAUACCAUCGCUCGACAAAUUUUCAUAAAAGAAUCACCGAUGGUUGAUUUCUUUGGAUAGACGAUACGCGCGAAGAAGAUACGCAAAAUCGACGAAAGGGACGAAUCCGACGCCGAUCGCCGGUCAGUGGAGAAACAAUCAAACGAUAAGGUGAUAAGCAGGCUUGGUUGCAAGGUGGAAAGUAGGUUGAAGAGGAAAUCCUACGAGGGAUAUCGCGAGCAAGGGAAACGGCGAUCACGGUCUAAAUGAGUACGACCGACAAAUAUGCGCGUGUAGCACCUUGCCGAUAGAGAAACCUGCCUCGUAUGGUUUUGUUCCUUCCAAUCGCUUACCUCGACGAAACUGUUGUGCGUUACAUAAAGAGGGAUUUUACCGACCAGUUAACGAACCUGGUUGUGCGCGCAUAUAGGGAACGUCUGUCGGCUACUUUACAAGACGACUCUGCAAAGACAGAAGCGUGCGAUGCCUGAGCGAAAAUCGCAGAGGAUCGUUGAGGUUAAUGAUGGAGAAUAGCAUCUCGUAAACGAUCGUAAAAGCGUAAUUCGAGCUAUCAACUAACAGUAAAGAAGAGGGAAAUAGGUUUGAGCAAGGAAGAAUCGAUCCCGAUCGCGAAGAAAAAAGCAAACUAUUUCUGUUAACGAUGUUUUAAGAAGAGAUCGCGUACAUCCCCGGGAACAAUGUUCGGAGAAGUGACGUGAAACGAUACUUUCAAAACGUAACAAAUCGUAGAUCAACCGAAACAAAAUUUCUACGGUAUAGUGGCGAUAAACAGAGCACGAAUUAUCCAAUUACCUGAAUUACCGUGAAUCUUAAUAGUGAGACUAUUAACAGUAUACUAACUCUAGCAACGGUAUUUAUCGCUUUCGCGAUCUCUUCGACGUUUCUCGUAGUAUAACUUCGUUUGACGAAAAAUAACUUCCCGAAGCCUAAUCGGUAUAGCGUUAGAAAAGUUAACGUUAGAAAAACAAAGAGCAAGUUUCGAGAAAAUUGUGAAAUUUCUAUGAUUAUCGUGAAAUCUGAUUGCGUAAUAGCUCAAAAUGAAGUUCUUCGGAUCACUGUUAGGGAUCAGUUCGCCAAAGAAGAUGGGGAAAGAAUACAUGAAAGUAGGAAGAAACGCUCUAUUCGGACAAAGAACGAGUCAACACGAUGGCCUGUGCACGGACAAGGUUCCACGACCCUUGUCCUUCCUCGUUUCGAAGAACGGGAAACUCAAGCACGGUAGAUUGUCGGCGAUUUUCAUAGGAAUUUUAACGCUUGUGAUCGGUAUCAUAUUGAGCAGCAUUCCUUGGGUGGAUUAUAUCAUAUUAAAGCAACUGCGAUUAUGGAAUGGUUCUCUUUCGUUUCAAUACUGGCAGAAGCCGGGGGUAGUUAGACUGACAAAAGUAUACAUAUUCAACGUAACUAACGCAGAAAACUUUUUGCAAUAUAACGAGAAGCCAAAAUUGCAAGAAAUUGGUCCAUUCGUAUAUAAAGAAGAUAUGGAAAAGGUAAAUAUCGUUUUCCAUAAUAAUGGUACUGUAAGUUAUCAACACAAGAAGAUAUUAAACUUUGUACCAGAAAUGUCGAAAGACAAGAACCUUAAAGUAAUAGUACCAAACAUUCCGUUAUUAACGUUGUCGACACAAAGCAAAGGACUACCUCGAAUUAUUAAUUUGGGAUUACACAUGUUUUUGGGAGGAAUGCGGAUGACGCCGUUUGUUCCGGUAACUGCCGAACAACUUGUUUUUGGAUACGACGAUCCGCUAGUUAGCAUCGCACAUCAAUUUUUUCCGAAAACGAGACGUCCCAUGAGUCAAAUGGGGCUUCUACUUGGGAGGAAUGGCACGUUAGAAGAAGUGUCCACUAUUUUUACGGGGCAUACGGACAUGAAAGAGUUUGGAUUAAUAAAUCGUUUAAACGGAUUAGAUCGUUUGCCAUAUUGGCCAAAUUCACCUUGCGAUUCCAUUCGAGCUUCAGAAGGAUCGUUUUUUCCACCCCGUGAUAAAACUGGUUCAGAUAUCGUAUAUAUUUGGGAUAAAGAUCUUUGUCGCACUUUACCUUUGCAAUAUCGUGGUCCGGUUAAAAAAUCAGGAAUCAAAGCAGAUUUAUAUACACCGCCUGAUUCUGUGUUUGGACGUCCCAAUGAAACUAGUCCAGAAAAUGAAUGCUUCUGUUCAGAUGACAUGUCCACCUGUCCUUUUAAUGGAUUGCAAAAUAUCAGUCCUUGUCAGUACACUGCACCUGUUUACCUUUCCUUUCCGCAUUUCUACAAAGCUGAUCCCAAGUUAUUAGACGCAGUGCACGGAUUAAAACCAAAUCGGGACAUACAUGAAACUUACUUUAAAAUUCAACCGAAACUUGGCGUGCCGUUGGAAGGAAAAGUGCGCGUUCAGUUAAACCUAAAGGUGGAACACCAACCAUACAUCGGCGUGGUGUCGAAUUUUCCCGACAUAGUAUUUCCUAUUAUGUGGGUCGAAGAGGGUAUCGAAGAACUGACACCUUCUAUCCGCAGAUGGAUCUACUUAGCAACAACAUUUAGCGACGUUGCUGCACCUUGUACCUCGUACGGAUUAAUUCUAGUCGGUAUAACAAUCGUAUUCGCGGUUUUCGUGAAGGCUUACAACAACGUGAUGUUUACGCACGAAGCGAUCGAACUAGGUAAACGAACCAUAAGAAGAGGUUCCACGUUGUUAGUAAAUGGACAGCACAAGUUAUUAAUUACACGAGAACAAUACGUUUUGCUCAGUAACGAUAACGACGAGAAGUCAGCAAGAAUAGAAUAAAUGUCUAGCUGUAAUAGUAAUACGAUUGUAUCUGUAACGAUUAAACGAAUAGUAUUGGAUUCACAUUCGGAUGAGUAAUCGCGAACAGCGGCGACGAGUAAUCGCGUAAAUCGCCUCGUAGCAUAGGAUUUCUAAUCGUUUGAUACUAUAGACCAAAGUUUUUCUUCCAAUUACCUGAAGAAUAGUUUGAUGUAUAUCGAUUGCAAUAGCAUGGGUUUGGCAAACAUUCGACGAUCACCUACACAUUCUUUUUUAAUCUUUCUCUUUUCUUCGACCGUAUCUGUGAUUUCAUCUUUUUAUUUAUAUCGUUGAUGUACGAAACAGAUCGUGCUUGGACGAACAGAAACGGGUAACAAAGCGGUCAAAGAAUAAUGUUCGAGAAGUUUAGUGGCUACAAAAAGUAUUUGCUUCUUUUUCCAAUAAAGCACUUUUAUCAGUUUUUUAUCAGAUUCUAUAUAGCAUUUUCAUAAUACGUAUCAAACUUUUAUCCUCGUGUAAAAGUACUACUAAAUAAUACGAAAUAUAAGAUAUUUGGUUUGUAAGAGUAGGCCUCGGUGUGAUGCAGAAGGGAAUGUCUUAAUUCUCCAUCGAGCUAUUAAUUUAUACGCAUAAAAAAGAAAUAAUUUUUGGAAUUUUUGUCAGCCUGUUGGUUAUUGUUGCGUCGUAUUUCUUAAAAAAGCGAACCCUUUUAUAAUUUUUUGUUCUUUCCUUUUAUUUUUUCCUCUCAUUUUACUCCUCCUCUGACAGGACCUAAUCAAACAGCGUCUAAAUGCAAUAAUAGUUAGAGUGUUGUGCAAAUACCUUUUCUAAUCACUGUAUAUAUAUACGUUCAACGAAUUUGUUUAACUACGAUAGAGUACGCGUUGUACAUAAAGUUACUUCUGCACGAUAAUUAACAAGUGGAAUAUUAGUACUAUGUAUGUAUGUGUAUGCUAGUUGUUAAUAGCAAGCGAUUGCCAAGACUCAAUGAAGGCAUGUAGGAAUACGAUUGAUAUUAUCGAAUAAUAUUAAUGAAUAUGUUUGAUUUUUAUUAUUUAGGAUUCUGUUGUUUUUAGAAUCAUAAGAGACAAAAUCGAAGAGUUCGUUAAAAUUUCAACGCCUGCGAUUGGAUCUUCGAAUAUAACUAAAAAUAAUGUUCCAAGUGAAAAUCACAUAUAAUAAUAUACAUAUGCAUUACAUUUUACACCUGGCAACUAAUAAAAUUUACUUACUCAUAAAAUAAUACUUUAUAAAAGUAAUAUGUCACUUAAUUAGUUUCGUUAUAGGCAUAUUUCAGUAGGUCUAAAAGAUAUACUUGAGAACAACUUAAACAACGAUCAAAAUUUUUAUGAUUUUAAUCGUUCGUAAAAGUACGUAAUUUUGCGCUUUAUUAUAUUUUUAGGUCGUUCGUUCAAUUGGUAAGUGAAUUAUUGUUACUGAUAAUAAAAUUUAUUACAAUUUUAUAUGCUAUAUAUUCUAUAUUUUUGUUGAAACAAGUAAUAUGGGUUAACUUUAUAUCUGAAAAUACGUGGAUUAACUUUAACGUGUGAAUUUUUUAAAUAAAGUUUUAUUUGCAUCACUGAAAAAAAUAAU